Molecule: messenger RNA, 3653 nt
Organism: Osmia bicornis bicornis
Lineage: Eukaryota; Metazoa; Arthropoda; Insecta; Hymenoptera; Megachilidae
Product: protein unzipped
Exons: 5
Coding region: 259-1677 (472 amino acids)
Source: RefSeq, a predicted model, not a curated record
AUUCGGCUUGCCGCUUACUUGGCGGGUGUAGUGCGCUCUUGUUACUUACGAGGAUCGUAUCGUACUAACGGGGGACGUUGACACGCGACAUUUAGAAACGUAAAAAAAUAAUAGGGGAAAACUGAUUUUGUAACACACGUUCUGGCUACCGCGGUUACAGAAUAAUACACAACGGACGACACCUAGUGCCCAGACCGCGUAAUCCCGGUCCCAUUGAUGCCAGUAUUUGGACGCUCGCAUUAUUAAGAUAAUGCAAUAAUGUGUUGUCAAAGGAUCUACCUUUCCGUGGGACUGUUCGGUGUCCUACUGUUAUCGAGCAACGCUGACAACAGCGUACAUAUUCUAUCGAAGUACCAGCAAUUGGUGACAUCGACCACCCUCAACUGGCUACCUCGCGCCCACUAUGAUUCAUCGAGGGAGAUAGUGAUCGGUGGUUUCGAGAUCGAAGAAGCAGAAGACGACUCGUACAACAAUCAAGCGGAGAAGUCGGAAAGAAAGAGACCCCUGUUCGUAUGUCGGGUGCUGCACAACACGGUUUUGGUGGCUGGAAGCCAGAGAGGCGACGAGAAACGAUGCACCGUGACGAUUCACGGUAGCGUGCAGUCGUACGACAAAUACGAGCUGUUGGAGAACGUCGACAAUGCGGCCCGCGUCAACUGGGAACACUGGGACAAAUACAAGUCAGCCCCUAUCGGCGCGGUGGCUGCGGAAAAGAUGUUCGUCGCCCGACACGCGGUUCACAAUGGCAAAGAAACAUCCCCGGACGCGACGACGCGGUACACCCAUUAUAUAGGAACCCUCAAUUCGAACGACAAUUUCGCGACCAUCAGCUACGUGAGGGACGACGGCACCGAGGGGUCGGCAAAAUCCGGUGACGUUCUGGUGGAAACGGAACCGAUAUACUACGACCUAAAUCGAGUGAAAUUGAAUUGGCCUAAAAAGCGUGUGAUCAAACGCACCGCCCGUGUACUGGGCGAGGCGAUAAUCGCGAAUACAGGAGAGGAGGCUGCGAACGUGGCCCAAGCUUUCGGGUACGCUUACAAGUACUCGGUGUACUGGGGUCAAGGACACGCUAUUCUGAAAGGUCUAAAUACCUCGAUCACCCUGACGAAUGGGACCACUUUGCCGAAGAUCGUAUGGGGCACUAUGGAGACCACCAAUCGUACGGACGUGUACACGGUAGAGAUAUUCUUGAAACCCGGCACAGGACUGAAUGUUACUUUGAAGGCGAAUUAUACUGAUAUGGAGGUACCAUAUUCUGGGACACUGAUAUCUCAUUACGAAGAUGGUGAAACUAAAUCAAGAGUAAUAAGUGGGAUACGCAGAGAAGAGACUAUGUUUGAUGUCACACCAGAAUUUGGAUCCAUCUACUUCCUGGGUAAUUACAGUCUAGUUCCUACCACUACCGUGCCGCCCACUACAGAAGCAACGAGUACCACCCCGUUGCCAUCGACUGUGAUCAAGGAUAUUCAUAAACAGGACAUGGAUAACGAGGAUCACGAUGAAAACAUGAUAAUAGCACCGAAAAAGUCGGAUAUGUCCAACAUGCAAAGCGACGACGGUGGACCGUUAUCGUUGAAGAAUAAGGUAGAAGUUUCUCAUUCUGGAAGCUGUUCGUUCAGACUGAACGCUAUGUUUAUACUUUCGUUAACGAUGAUCGUUCAUAGAAUCACGUGAAAACAUCUAUGAGAGAUUACCAUAUUUCCCAACGUUGCAAUAGUAAUAUAUUCGUAGUACAGUGAAAGGUUAUUAACAUACAUACAUACACAUUCUCACACAUACAUACACAGAAACACAGUUGAAAAAAGAAAAAAAAAGAAAAAAAAAGACAACCAAACAUGAGAUGUUGCUGUAAUUUCGUACAUAGCGACUAUGGCACGAAAUAAAAGCCUCCUUGAUUAAAUUGCUGAUUGUCAGAUCGCAGUAUCAGCACUGACAUAUGCUUGCCUUUCGAAUAAACAGAACUUGAUAUUUAAUACGUACGUUCGUACCGUGUAUAUUAGGUAUCAAGUUUUCUUUUAAUGCAAAUUUAUAUAUACAAAUAUAUAUAUACAUGAAAUAUAUAUAUAUACACGUUUAGGAUAGUAAAGGAUGAGAGAAAAGAAUACCUUAACGAUGAGCUAGACUCAUGAGAAUGUUAAGUACAAGCGAUUGCAGCCAAUGUGUAUGUUAACAGGAGUAAUUUGUUAACAUUACCUCUAUAUUGUUGAAUAACUGAGUGUAACUAAUGACAUUCCGUCUUUACUAAUUCCGCUGUGAAUCGAUUUUCCAGCUAAAACUAUUUUAUGCCUUUGCAAAGUGUAAUUUCUAGACCUUCUAGAAGAAUUUAAAAAGCUUAAAAAAAAAAAAAGAAAAAAAAGGGAAAGAAACGAUACAUUCUUUGAGAAUCGUGUUCAGAGAGUUAGAAUUUACUGCAGGUAUUAUCUCGGGCAAACUAGCUUAUAAUGAGAAAGAGUCAAAUGAAAAUGAAAACGAGGGAAAAAGAUGCGCGAGUUAAUGCAGUUACAAUAUAUAUAUUUUUGAGAUUGCAGUAUAAUUUUAGAAAAGUGUAAGAUUUAUAAAGGUGUAGCGAGUAAGAUUAUGUAGAAUACAGGUGGAUGGGUACAGAUAUUUUCUUCUAAACUAAUUGUAAUAUCACAACAGCAGUGACUUAGAUAUCAAGACUUUGAAUGGUACAGGAAAGACUCAUUAUUUCUAAAUUAUUAAUAUUUCUGACUGCCGAGAAUGAUUUGAAUUCUAGUAAUGUAUGUACCCAUCUAUCUCUGAUGUAAAGUGAUAGGGUUUGGAGAUUCCUAGAAGAUAACUGUUAAUGGAAAUUGUAAUGGUAAAGGAAUGCAUUAUUUUAAUUUGUAUAGAUAUGUUAAUAAUUUAUGAGAUACAUUUCUUUGAUAAGCAAAAGAGAAAUAUGGACUUAUUGAAUUUCGUGCUUGAUUUAAAUAUAUUUUAGUUCAAUGCACAAGGAAGAAAAUAGUAUUGUCAUAUAUUCUUAGGAUUCCAGUAAUAUUUUCUUGCAAAUUUAUAUAUGUAUAUAGUGUAUUUCUAUAUUAUUAUUAUUAUUAGAUGUAAUUGUUAUCAAAUUAUUUAAUCAUUUAUAGUUUCUCCUGAUGGUAUUAAUCGUAAUAUUUUAUUACAAUUGUAAUAUCAAUGAAAAUAAUGUGAAAGAUUCAUUUUAAACAGAUGUCCAUGGGUUUCUAAUAUGUAGUAUUUAUCAAAGUAAGCCUAAUCACAACAUUGUGAUAUUCAGUAAAAUUUUAUGUAGAAUAUACAAGAAUGUGACAUAUUCUGUUAAAUAAUUUGUUAAUUGUCAUAGAAAGCAAUAAUUUGUUGCAAGAUUGGGACAUGCGAGUUUUAGAAUGAUGUGCGUUUAAAUGAAACAGAAGAAAAAAGUAGGUAGAAAAUGCAAGAUAUAACGUUUAAUACUGUGAGCAAUAUUUUCUCAUUGUGAAUAAAGUGAUGUAAUGGAUGUAGCCCCCAAAUAACUGAAUAGUACGUUUAUCCAAGAUAAAAUUAAUGAAAGAAAUGAAAGAUAUAGGAAAUCUAUAUAUUUGGAAAAAGAAAUUACUGCUUAUUUUUUAGUUGCUUCUUCAUAUUACUGUAUGCCUUUGAAAAAGUGUUAAUAAAAAUUCAAAUGCAAAAAACUACAUUUAACAGUA